Messenger RNA from Pelobates cultripes (western spadefoot toad), 384 nucleotides. The record is from the annotation of a GenBank genome assembly. Lineage: Eukaryota; Metazoa; Chordata; Amphibia; Anura; Pelobatidae.
CUGUGAAGAGCUUUGCCCUCCAGGCAGCCAUGGGGCGUUAUGUGAGCUGCGUUGUCCUUGCCAGAAUGGGGGAGUAUGUCACCAUGUGACCGGAGAGUGUGCAUGUCCUGCAGGAUGGACGGUACAGAUCAUGUUUGUGCUACAUACCUAUUGUAUUGUCUAUCAUAACAUCAUAUAAAGGAUUCCAGUCAUCUCCUUCUCAUAACCAGAGAAUAUCACUAUUAUUUCACUAUUCUCCUCUACACAGGGCUCUGUCUGUGCUCAGCCAUGCCCGUCUGGGAAAUAUGGGAUGAACUGCAGCCAUGAGUGCCAGUGCCACAAUGGAGGACAGUGCGAUCCAGUGACUGGAAGGUGUCAGUGUGCAGCGGGAUACACAGGAGAGAG